AUGUACAUCCCAUCCACCCUCACGCUCCUCACAGCAGCAGCCCUCCAGCUCGCCACCCCAGUCUCGGCAAACUACGAGACCGGCAAAGCCGUGCAGAUCAACUUCUACUCCAACUCGGGCUGCUCGGCCUACACCGGCGAGACGGCGGCGUGGUGGACCCGCUCCCCCCACGCGGGCGAGUACGUCAACGGCGGGAGCGCCGGCGACUGCUUCUCGCUCGGCAUGCCGGGCGCCAGCGGGAGCCUCAACGUGGCCAACGUGUGGCGGGGCAACGGGGCCAAGACGGGCGGCAGCUGCGACUUGUAUGAUGGGUACAACUGCGGCGGCGUCAAGGGCGGCAUUGGGUUCGAUAAGAACUCGGGGUCGGGAGGUUGUGUUGCUUCGAGGAGCUCGAGUGGAUUGUUGUGGAAGAGUGCUCGGUGUGGUGCCGCCUAA
Molecule: messenger RNA, 435 nt
Organism: Colletotrichum phormii
Lineage: Eukaryota; Fungi; Ascomycota; Sordariomycetes; Glomerellales; Glomerellaceae
Exons: 1
Coding region: 1-435 (144 amino acids)
Source: RefSeq, a predicted model, not a curated record